Molecule: messenger RNA, 1620 nt
Organism: Colletotrichum karsti
Lineage: Eukaryota; Fungi; Ascomycota; Sordariomycetes; Glomerellales; Glomerellaceae
Exons: 1
Coding region: 1-1620 (539 amino acids)
Source: RefSeq, a predicted model, not a curated record
AUGCAAACCAACCCCACGGUUAGCCUCAGUAAUGGCUUUCUUCGUCUCCCUCGAGAGCUGCGGGACGUGAUCUACAAGAUGUACGUCACCGUCGAUGGCGGCUACAAAUGCGACAGCAACAUACUGGUGGAGAGCAAACUCCGCGGGGAAGCAAGAGGUAGACUCACGCAAGCCAACGGCGAGCCCAUCGAUUUGUCACUCGCUUAUACCUGCAGAAUAAUCGCAAACGAAAUGAGAGGUCUUGCCUUGCAGACGAAUAAUAUCACCUUUUCCACCUUUUACUCCGACGGCCUGCGAUGUCACCUCAACGCCUUCGACUUUUGGAAAAAGGACGGCCUCGAUCAGCUGAGGAUCGAGAUCUUCGACUUGGCCCGCGAGUUUCUGACGGGACCGGUGUGCGACCAACUCGCGGCGGCCUACCCGCAGUUUGUGCCGCUUUUGGACCAUAUGAGGACAACGGAAGCAAGCAGCUCGACGACAAUCGUUGACGCUGCCCACUACCGGGAAGCACCGUCGGUUUACAAGGAGUUCGUGAAGCGGGCGCUACAGCUGGCAUCAUCCCCGAACGCCAAACGGUUCGCCGAAGAAAUGGAUCGCCUGUGCCGGGGCGAGAAGGGUGCCAAGCGCUGGCAACCCGGGAAGCUCGACAUUUUGCGAGUCAUCGACUGCCCCAUUGAAGCCUGGGAUAUACCGUCACAAGACGAUCUGCUUGAGGUCGUGUCUUAUGGUUACUUCCGCUUUCCCGCCGCCGACGACGAGACACCGGAGGCAUUGAUCAAAUCGAGAGAAAGCGACAACUCGAAAUAUCGGCUCUCAGCAGCAUCGUUGGCCGUUCAGUUUCUCAGUGCACUCCCCAAAAAUACGCGGAGCUUUAUCCGUAAUAUCAUGCUAAACGAGGACCGGGACUCUGUUGCGGAAUCCCCGUGUCACGCCCGUGGACUGAUCCCAUACUGCCAGGAGAACCGCCUACUACGGGUGGAGCGCCGCGCCGACUUAUGGUGGAACGUACUACGAAAACACCCCUAUCUCUCCCCCGAACAACGAAUCUCAAGACCUCAGAGGAUGAAGCUGUUUUCCAACCAAGUCACCAGAAACGUGGCUGUGUGGGUUGUCGAAGCGUCUAUCCUCAGCUCUGCGGGCAUGCCACCCGGGUCCUUCUCUCUCGUCUUAGACGCCGGCCCCGCCCCACAACUAGCCGAGGCGAUAUUUCAGCAAGUCGUACAACGGGAUAUAGCGUGGCAUCUCGCGUGUGACGAGGCGGUCCGCCGAGGCUAUGUCCCAGAGCUCUCUUGGGAGGACAGGAGAUGCGAUAAUGACGACGGCCUUUUACGCGAUGGUCGGACCUUUGAGAACUUUCCAAACGAUAUGGAAAAUGUCGCGUCGCGGAGGUCUGUGGUACGGUUCACGUUCGAUGUUGGGGCUUUGGGGGACGUGGGGAAGUUGGUCGAAGAAAGUCGCGACUACGAUCACGACGACUGGAAUGAAGUGUGGGAUUCUCACGAUCCCAAAACUUGGGAGACCGUUUCGCCCCUUCCUCAGUGGAAGGAAAUUCUCAUGGACAACGUAGUGUCAAGAGGGGAGACCACGACUGGUGAAAGAGGAAGUUCCACAACCGUUUAA